Messenger RNA from Dreissena polymorpha, 4449 nucleotides. RefSeq names its product integrator complex subunit 8-like. Gene Ontology annotation, cellular component: integrator complex. Gene Ontology annotation, biological process: snRNA 3'-end processing. Bases 450 to 3548 code for a protein of 1032 amino acids. The record is from RefSeq and is a predicted model, not a curated record. Lineage: Eukaryota; Metazoa; Mollusca; Bivalvia; Myida; Dreissenidae. The transcript is spliced from 25 exons.
UUUUCGGCUCACCCGAAGACAGCCGUGCAAAAACAAAAUGAAACGGUGGAUGCUCUUUACCAAGGCAUAUAUGCCUUUUUGAUAAUUUAUGCUUAUAUGUUGAAGAACAGAUUGAUAAAUAAAAUGCUUAUAAAUGAAACAAUGGAAAAUAUUUAAAUUACAAUUGUAAUACCAGUUUUCAAGGAAAAUAUAUGGAAAACACUCAUCAUUGUUUGCAUAGAAACAGAUUAAAAUUUUAACGACCGACUAUGUUAGUUAUUAAAAUCUAGCAGCUUUGUGUUGUCGGGCUUAUAGGAUCACUGUUUCAAAAUAAUUAUUCAACUGAAACUAACAGAUAAUCAUAUGUGUGCCAUUAAUUUUAUCAUUUUCAAGGCUCUGAACGUGUUGACAAGCAACCUAUUUGAUAGUGAAUAGUUACAUGUACUGAGAAGAAAACUCAGAUCCCAAAAAUGACAGAGGCAGUUCCAAGGGGUCAGAUGGGUCCUGGACCUGCCACCAUGCCUGCUGUGUCAUGUUUUGAGUUCAUCCUGAAUGAAAAAUUACUAGAAGAACAUCUAAGGCAGGAAAAUCCAGAUCCAAGUCCGCUGAGCCUCAUCAGUCAGUUUCUUCAGGAGGCAGAGAAUCAGAUCGCCACUACAAACGCGGGUAGCGACACCCCUGUUACCCAGAAUGCCCCACUGACCCCGCCCCUGUCCCCUGCUGGGGGCGUGCAGGUUGGUUCUCCAUCCAUGGAUGUGGACAUGAGAGUCGGGGACCAGCCAGAUUUUAGCAAAGACAAACCUGUUACACCACCAUUACCAGUCAGUGAAAAUAAGAAGAUCAAAGCAUUGCGUCUUUUGGCACUUAAAGUGGCGGCACAUUUAAAAUGGAACCUUACAACACUUAUGAAAAGCCUGUCUGUGGGGAUGAUGAACAUUCUGCUGACGGAGCUUCUCAAGAUCACCAUGGAGAUAAGUCCCGAGGCUGCCAAGUACACGGACCUGCAUUACGACGUCAUGUCUGGAGAGGCCAUCUUCGCUGCACAGCUCUUCCACAGAUGGACCAUUUUGACCCUGGUGAAGCACAGUUUUCCAACAAAACCUGUGAAAUCUUUCAUGCAUGUUCAAGGUCAGCAGGAUGCCAUGACAGCCAUGAUGCAGACAGAAUCCAUCAUCAGCACACUGCGUGACAAGGCGGCCACGUCUGUGGACAACCUCCAGCGAUGUAUCCAGUGUGGAAAGACCAUGCGGGUCCCUGGGGCGGCCUGCAUCACCCUGCCUGGAUGGGCCAGUGAGAGCCCCGAGUACCGCUGGGACCUCGCCCGUGACGUCACACCCGAGGAAUACAACUGCCAGAUAUCAUAUGACCUGGGGACAUAUUUCUUCUACCAGGAGUCAUACCACCAUGCCUUAGAGAUGUUCAGGGAGACCAAAGACCUCAUAAAAAAUAUCACUAAUCCUGUGUAUUGCCAUGUGGAGGAGCAGAGGCUGAAUGGCUACUACGUGGCGUGUAGGACGCUCAAAGAGUCGUCGGCAAAACUCAGUGCUAAACCAGAGAGUCUGUACCGGAGAGCUGAGUCUGCAAGGCAGAAUGUAUACAGGGGCCUCGUUGACCUUCUGAUAGAGGACAACGUAAAGCAGGAGCUGAGCACAGCGUACCGGGCCAACCUAGAGGAUGAGCUUGCAGCAAAAGAAAGUUUGACCUUCACAUUUAUCCAAGUGAGCAUCUGCAAUGUGAUCCGAGGUGUGAUGGAAGGCAAAGCAUUUGUGUCCAUCAUUGCUGACAUCCUGGAAGAUGCUGACAUCGCCACUAUCAAGUUCCUGGUCAAGGUGCUGGCGGUGGCCAUGAACGGAGCCUCCUUCGUGCAGAAGACCAACCUGGUGACGUUCCUAUGGCACGUGGCUGAAGCUGCACCAGCGCACUCACACUUCGUACCAAUGGUGCUGCAGAGCGACAUCCGUAACCACUUCACAGGCUAUGAGUGCGACCAGAUGAGGAAGCUUGAGAAUGGAAUCCAGAGGGACAACAUGUCUUUUGGGACGACCCUCGACGACCUUACCACGGUGGCAAGCAGUUACCCUUCUACCAGAGACUCGUCAGUUACCAUGGUGAAUGUGGAACACCAGCUGAUGUUCAUGUACGAUGCAGACGUCACCCGUCACCUGGUUACCGAGCUCAUAGUCAACCAGCAGAAGACACCACAGUAUGUCAUGCAACUCAAUGAGAAGUGGAGGGUGCCAUUUGAAAUUCUUGAGAUAAUCAAGAAGAUACAGCCCAGUGUAGACGUGGUUUAUGUGUAUAUACUCAUAGGAAAGGCUUGCCACUGCAUGGAUGUCAAGAUCUUUGAGCGUGCCAGGAACCUGCUGACGGUAGCGGACAACGUGUCAGCCCAGCUGUCGUACACUCUGUCCAAGCACAUACGCUGGCAGCACCUGAUGGCCGACCUCCAGCAGUUCUUCCUCAACGAGACAUUCGCAGAGAACUCCUCUGUCCAGGACCUCAUCAAGAAGGUGAAGACAUGCAUCACGGCCGUCAGGCUGGGACAAGACAUCCAGCCUAGUCCAGAUGUUUUGGAGCACUGUGCAGCCUUCUUGCUCAAUGUGCGAGACUGGGGAUACCUCAUGAACCUGGACAAUACUAACAGUGGACAUAUUGAGACAUGCCGUCUGGUGUCCUGCCUGCUGAAUGAGUUGCCUUCAGUGAAGAAUGCCCGCAAACCAGCAAGGGAUCUUUGGGAGACAAUUGUGAUGAUCUACAGUACGAAUGCCCAGCACAAGCGGACCUCAAGUGGCCGGGACAGCGCCAUGUACCGAGACUCACAGCUAGGCAUCCUGCCACGAGACUACUUCAAACUCUUCCUCCAGAAACUUAGGGAACCAUUGGUACUGAGUGUAUUCAUUUCUCUGAUGACCAAGUUCUACAACAUACUGAAGGAUGACAUCACAGUUGAGAUCUACAGUGACUACCUGGCAAUAUGGCCAUCUGCCCUGCCUAAUACUAGCGGUAUUCAUGUGGGCGCUGUAGAGGAGCAUGUCUCAAUCCUGAUGCAGCAUGCCUUGCAGAAAGACCCGUCCAACGCAUCAUGGCUGCGUACGCAAGCUGAUCUUCUCUAUGCUAACAACCAGUAUUCUGCUGCCAUGAAGUUCUACAUGGAAGCGGGUAUAGUGUCCUCUGAGUUCUUUGCCAACGCCGUACCAAAGAGUAUCUACGACGACAACGUCUAUAGAAAGAUGAUGAAAUGCUGCUCGUAUCUACAGUGCCACACACAGGUUGCCGUGUUGUGCCAGUUCCUAGAUGAGGUUGACUACAGCACAGCGUUCAAGGCCCUACAGGAGAAGAACACAUAUGAUGCCAUGGACUCAUAUUACGUGUGUAUCUGGGACAUCAGCAUACUCGAGUACCUGGUCCAUCUGCAUUCAAAGAGAGGUGAAAUGGAUAAAAGACAGUCAGCGAUGCGGGCGCUGACCCAGCUGGACCUGAACAGCAACAACCCAGAGGACAUCAUCCAGCGGGCCGUACAAAUCCGGAAGAGGAAGUUCCUGAGGGCCCUGGCCAAGCAGUAUGUCUAGACCCUUGCUGAGAAGGGGGGGGGGGGGGGGGCUAGGAGUGUGUCUAGACAUUAAUAUAUGGAGAAUCAUUGCCCACAAGUGCAAGGAUUAAGACUUCAUCUGAAGACUAAGUGUGCAUUAACUAGGAAAUUAUCGCUCUGUGUAUGAACAUUUGAAAAUGUCCGACAAAUAAACUAUUUGUUUGACAGCGAAAUUGUGAUUGUGUCUAGACAUGAACAUAUAGAGCCAGAAACUCUUCGAAUGUCUAGACAUGCAGACGUGUCUGGACAUGGCAAUUGAAUGUGUGUGAACUUAAAACAUGUGAAGUAGCAUAUCUGGACUUAGACACCACAAACAAGACACAGGUCUAGACAAAACGGGAUAAGGACUUUUUCCAAACAAGAGAGAUGUUAAUUUGAAUUAGAUGUGCUUAAUGCAUGUACGUCUAGUUCCUGUUAAUGUUGUUAACUAAAUACAUGUACAGUACUGGUGAUACAUGCUACAGAUUGUUAGGCCCAUAUUUGUGUUCUCAAUCCAUGUGGUGAAUUUGAUUGUUCAAGAGUAUUUGUUAUCAAUUCAUUAACAAUUAAUUGCUGACUAGAUGUGCUGUAUUUCAUUGUCAGGACUAUUUUCACUGGUUGUUCAUUAUGCAAAUCUACCAUUUUCCAUAUUGAUUCCAGAUAUUAUGUCUAUUGUUCACACCAUGCAAUGGGGUCCUUAUAUGCCUGUAUGUAAUUAAGAUGUAAUGUAGCUUUUUAUGGUCAUGGUAUUGUUAAUAUACUCUUUGAUGUCAAUAACUGACAUGUAGACAUAAUUGUCUACAACAGUAUUAUGUUGUAUGUUUUCAAAAGCUGUCCUUAUUUUGCUUUUACACAUGGUUUGUUUAUUUAUACACUGUGAAAGAAAAUGUGCUCACAAAUAA